Molecule: messenger RNA, 3661 nt
Organism: Trichomycterus rosablanca
Lineage: Eukaryota; Metazoa; Chordata; Actinopteri; Siluriformes; Trichomycteridae
Gene: osbpl2a
Product: oxysterol binding protein-like 2a
Exons: 14
Coding region: 244-1650 (468 amino acids)
Cellular component (GO): perinuclear endoplasmic reticulum; plasma membrane; intracellular membrane-bounded organelle
Molecular function (GO): cholesterol binding
Source: RefSeq, a predicted model, not a curated record
CUAAAAAUCCAAAGACGUCCAGUGCUCUGAAGUAAGGACUCUGUGCAUCAAGCUGGUUAGCACUGCUAGCUAGCUCACGUCGAAAACAGUUAUUUGGCUAGCAAGAUUAGCCUUCUAACCGCUUAAACUGAUCUGUCUCUGCUGCCACAGUUGGGCUAACCAGCGAAAUUCAGGAUUCUUUCAGACUCCUGCUGCAGAGGAACAAUGUUUUUUUACUGACAUCAUCAUUAGUAACUGUACAUCAUGAACAGCGAGGAGGAGUUUUAUGAUGCGGAGACAGGUUUAGAAUCUGAUGACUCCUGUGAGGUCAGCUUUAAAGAUGCCCUUGUGUCUGAUGCCAAACGGACAUCAAAUGGACAUGUAGCUACAGAGAAUGGGGUGUCAAAGCGAAGAACAACACUACCUGCUCCGAUGUUUUCCAGACAUGAAUUCAGUAUUUGGGGCUUUCUGAAGAAAUGCAUUGGCAUGGAGCUGUCCAAGAUAACCAUGCCAGUUGUUUUUAACGAGCCACUGAGCUUUCUCCAGAGACUUACAGAAUAUAUGGAACAUGCAUACCUCAUCCAUAAAGCCUGCACAGUAUCUGAUUCAAUAGAGCGAAUGCAGCUUGUUGCUGCAUUUGCUGUGUCUGCUGUUGCCUCACAAUGGGACAGAACUGGAAAACCUUUUAACCCCUUGCUAGGAGAGACCUAUGAACUCAUAAGGGAGGAUGAGGGUUACCGGCUAAUCUCAGAGCAGGUUAGCCACCAUCCACCGAUCAGUGCUUUUCAUGCUGAGUCUCUAAACCAAGACUUUUCCUUUCAUGGCUCGAUUUAUCCUAAACUGAAGUUCUGGGGCAAGAGUGUUGAGGCAGAACCCAAAGGAACUAUGACACUAGAACUGUCUAAGCACAAUGAGGCUUACACUUGGAUGAACCCCAUGUGCUGUGUGCACAAUGUUAUCCUGGGCCAGCUGUGGAUUGAGCAGUAUGGAACAGUGGAGAUAGUGAACCACAGCACUGGGGACAAGUGUGUGCUGAAUUUUAAGCCAUGUGGCAUGUUUGGCAAAGAACUGCACCGGGUAGAAGGUCAUAUCCAGGAUAAAAGUAAGAAGAAGCACCACAUUAUCUAUGGCAAGUGGACUGAGUGCUUGUACACUAUAGAGCCAAAGGUUUACGAAGCAAACAAGAAGGCAGAAAAGAAGAGUGGGGACUCCAAAGAACACAAGCAGGAACUGAAUACCGGUGGUGGUGCUGAUGAUGCUGAUGUUAUGCCAGAUAUUCAGGAGACAGUCACCAUGAUCCCAGGCAGUACAUUACUGUGGAGGAUAACUCCACGACCAGCACACUCAUCACAGAUGUAUAAUUUCACCAGCUUUACCAUGACUCUUAAUGAGCUGGAACCAGGUAUGGAGGGAGUCAUAGCCCCUACAGAUUGUCGCCUGCGACCAGACAUCAGAGCAAUGGAAAAUGGAGACAUAGAAACUGCAAGUCAAGAGAAGGAACGGCUGGAGGAGAAGCAAAGAGCUGCACGGAAGGAACGUGCCAAAGAUGAAGAAGAAUGGUCUACCAGAUGGUUCAAUCAAGGCACCAAUCCUUAUACAGGAACAUCAGACUGGAUCUUUACAGGUGGUUACUUUGACAGAAAUUACUCGGACCUCCACAACAUCUACUGAUUGCCUGGAAAAUGAGAAGGAUUUGCUAUACCUCUGGUCUCUGCAUCAACAAUUUGUAUCUGUGUCACAAUAAGCUUUUUAUUGUACCUGUGAGGUACAGGUAAAUUGUUUACUGGACUGAGUAACAAAGCCCCCAUUAUAACCGAUAUAUUUACAAUUAAAUCUGUAAUUCGGCUCUCAGUAUGACCGAAUGUAUUUAUUUUUUAAGGUAGGAAAUGCACAUCUUUUUCAUGUAAGAUCUCUUGUGGAAGAUACUGUGUAGGCCUCAGUUCAUGUCUAAUAAUUAUAAAUGUUUAUGCACAAAGUGUAAUCCAGAUAAUCUAUCAUGCUAAUUAUACUCAGGUGUUUUAUGGUUACAGUGUGUAUGUGAUGGCUGGGCUGCUCUAACAGAAGAAAUAUUUUAUAUAACUUAUGGGAGGCAUGUCAUAUAUGAGAGGCUUUUUAGGCAAAUAUUUUAUCAAUAUAUUAAAAACCUUACCUAGAAAUGUGACUUUUUUUUUUUAAACAUUCAGAUAUCCAGUAAAUUAUUCUUAUUAGUAGAUAAUACGUUUAUUAUUUUCAGAUGUAUCACGUCUGAGAGGGCUUUUCAGUGUAGGUUUUCAUUAAUCUAUGUUGAUACUAAACAUUGUACUAAAGGUUGCAUGCUCAUUCCUCACAUGCAUGUUCAACAAUGAAUAAAAUCUGGUUGAUUAUUUUUUGACUAAGCAAAUAUGAAAGCUGCUAAUAACAAUGUUUACUUUGUAAAUUAGGAGUUUUAAUAGUAUAGUAGUUAAUUAACACAUUAACAACAGAGAAGCCUAUUGCAGCAUUACAUUUACAUUUUGAGUUAUGGUUGCCAAAGUGACACUUUUGCGUGGAAACUAAAGCCAUAGAACUCAUCAGGACUGCAUGUGUGUUUAUAGUAGAACACACGAAUGCACAGGCUUUUAUGAAGAUGGGUGCUAAUAUAUUUGUUUUUAGCACUAGUGGCUAAUGAAUGCUUCACCUCAACUUGCAUACAAAUGUAAUAUUCUAUUAAAGAUGUUUUAAAUGUGUGUUUACUGGACAGUCUAUAAGUACAAGUGCUUUAGUGCUGCUUGCCAUAGUCUGAACAGAACAUUUUAAUUUCUGUGACUAACGUUUAUUAUAAAGUUUGUAAGCCUAAAAUACAUGUAGUCAAGACAAACAGAAAUAGAGCACUACCAAAUAAACUCAGUGGAUUUUAAAAGGUAAUGAGUUCAUGUUAUAAUAAACAAGAUGCUGUGUGUUUCCCCCUCACACAUAAAUAAACUAUGCAAACGUGUAUCAGAAUGUCUUUAAGCUACACAUUUUAGAAGAAAUGUCAAAGAAAUUAUUUGUAAGACUUUGUCAUUAGCUUUUUGCGUUGGUUUUGAUCAUCUUCAUAUACACUAUAUAUAGUGUAUAUGAAGAUGCUAGUGUGUGGCUAUGACAAAUAAAAGGAAAGCUCUUUGAAUGCGGUGCAUGUUUGCCUUAACAUGAGAGAAGUACAGAACAUCAGUUUAGUCAGUAUAUUUUGGUUAUACGCCUCAGUUUAAUUAUUACUUAGUUUUAUUCCAUUAAAUUAAAGUGUUGUUUUUUUUAAUAAAGUUCUAUAUUUACUUCAACAAAAAGUUGCUGAGUAACAAAGCCCUCUGAAAUAAUGUUGAGGAUGUUCUUCUGUAUGUUAUUACUGUUAAUGUGAUAUAUGAGGGAAACCUUUGUCAGAUCCCACAUCCCAAAUCUACCAAAUCAGACCUAAUUGACAUAAAUUUAUUAACAAUAUUAUACAACUGUGGUAUUUUAAAAGGAAAAUAUUAACUGUGAUAUGAAUGUUUAGCAUCAAAACUUGUGUGUCACUGAUCAUGGACAUGCCAUAUUACAUUAGCCUAUGGUAGUAGCGCUUACUAUUGUAUAGAGCACAUUAAUUGUCACUAUUCACAUAGGCUGUCUAGUCUGAUGUAAACCUCUUCAUGUAUAAACAAGCAAUAUUAAUUGUUAAAUAGCUAACCAUGAUUAAACAAUUUAAUUGACA